This is a messenger RNA of Amoebophrya sp. A120, 1522 nucleotides long. Lineage: Eukaryota; Dinophyceae; Syndiniales; Amoebophryaceae. The record is from the annotation of a GenBank genome assembly.
AUGCUUCGUUCGUCUCUUCCUCGUUUCAUUCUGCGUAAAUUUGAGUCCCAUUUGCCGACCGUCGCGGAGUCAGCGUUUGUGGCGCCGUCGGCUGACGUGAUCGGGAACGUGAAGCUUGGCGAAAAUUCCUCGGUCUGGUACAAUUGCGUGCUUCGCGGCGACGUGAACUUCAUCGAAAUUGGGAAAAAUUCUAACGUGCAAGAUGGCACCGUGAUCCACGUGCGGUCGGAUUCCCUGGGUGGGAACAAGCCAAAUCCCACGAUCAUUGGCGACAACGUGACCAUCGGCCACAGUUGCCUUAUCCACGCGUGCACGCUGGAAAGCAACAGUUUAUCCAGGAAAAAAAGAUUGUAGGUGUAACUUUCUUGGAGGAUUAGCAUGACAAAUAUCUCUCACAUGACACCAAAAACCUGUCAUGCGCAGAUAGUACGGGAAAACGCCGCUGAAUGGACCCUACAAUGCAGGCACAGCAUGACAGGCUCAAUCAGUUUGCAUGUUCCGCAUCACAAAUUUACACUAACAACCUUUUUUUUCUUCAAUACAGCUUUGUCGGAAUGCAGUCCUGUGUGAUGGAUUUUGCGCGCAUCGAGUCCAACGGGUACCUCGGCGCGGGGUCCUUACUCCUCAGCGGCAAAGUGAUACCAGCGAAUGAACUAUCCUGAGUAAAAAUGUCCCCACACCAGAGUUGUCAUGCAGAUUUGCGAUUAGAGGAACGGAAGAUUUGUAAUGCGCAUCUCCAUGAGAGGCAUUUCCAGUCUCGUUUUGGAAUUUGUAAUGCUGUAAACGGGAUCAGAAGAUGGAUUUGUGAUGCGGCUGCACUUGCUAAACUGCACUACACUACGGACUGCAAUUUGCCAUGCGUGGCUCCCAAAGCUUCUGGGUCUGUGUUGCUAAGUUCCCAACUUGACUAUGGGGUGGGGACGUUUUUACAUAUGAUAUCAACUGUGGGCCGGGCGGCCGGCAAAGUUUGUGCGGGAGCUGAAGCCAGAGGAGGUGGAGUUCAUUCAGAAAAGCGCUCGGGAGUAUUAUGACAGGUGUGCACAACUCCCCCUCCCCCUCAUUUGUCAUGCAAAACCCCAAAUCCAAGUGCGUCCCUGUUGCACUAUUUGCAUAACAGAUUUUUCCGGAAGGCCAAACAGUACUACACUAGGCGCAUGAAUUUGUCAUGCACAGGCUCCACCUGUGGUGGUGUUUGUAUUGCUGUUCAUGCCAUACACAUGAGGGGGAGGGGGGGUUGUGCGCUCUCAUAAGUAUGCGAAAUUUGGCAGCAGACACAAAGUGUCGGUGGAAAGUGAAUGACAAGCUUCUACAAUUUUUUCGCGAAGAAGCUGUAAGAAAAAGUGUAAUCGAAUUUAUACGAAAAGUUAAAGUAGAACACGACUCGUACUGAAGAUGUUGACACGAUGAAACCACGCUCUGUAGAGUUCUACGAGAAUAUUGAUGCCGUGCGUCGACAAGAAAAGGAUCAAGAUAGUCUUCACGAUUGUCCUAUUAGACUGUUCGAACCCGGCACUUCGAUCAU